Molecule: messenger RNA, 712 nt
Organism: Chanos chanos (milkfish)
Lineage: Eukaryota; Metazoa; Chordata; Actinopteri; Gonorynchiformes; Chanidae
Gene: ndufab1b
Product: NADH:ubiquinone oxidoreductase subunit AB1b
Exons: 5
Coding region: 27-500 (157 amino acids)
Biological process (GO): fatty acid biosynthetic process
Cellular component (GO): mitochondrion; respiratory chain complex I
Molecular function (GO): acyl binding; acyl carrier activity
Source: RefSeq, a predicted model, not a curated record
CUUCUGGGAUUGAUAGUGGCAUAGACAUGGCGUCCCGUGCGCUAGCACAGUGUGUUCGUUCGCUGGGUCGUUCUUCUGCAAGGUUAACUCAGGGCAGAGUUGUUACACGAUCCUUCUGUGCGCCCCUUGUUUCAAUCCAACGGCCCUUCUCUGCAAUUUCGUGCAACCAGCGAACAAAGUGGACUGAACUGAUACGGAUUUCAGGUUCUGCUGGUCAGCCGUGCCGAAGAUAUGGGGACCUUCCACCCCUUACACUGGAGUCCAUCAGAGACCGCGUUAUUUACGUCCUGAAGCUAUACGACAAGAUAAACCCAGAGAAACUUCAGAAGACAUCUCACUUUAUGAAAGAUUUGGGAUUGGACAGCUUGGACCAGGUGGAGAUAAUUAUGGCAAUGGAGGAUGAGUUUGGAUUCGAGAUCCCAGACGCAGAGGCAGAGAAGUUGAUGACUCCUGAGGAGAUUGUACAGUACAUUGCAGAAAAGAAAGACGUGUAUGACUGACGGCCCUGUCCUCUUUGAUAUUAUACACAGAUGGCCUAGAUGACAUGCAGCAGAAACACCCAGGCAUUUUUUCCCCUAUAUACACUUGAUGUAGUCUGUCUGUGGGUUUGCCAUCAACUGCCUUGUGUACCAUUGUAUUUAAUUAUGAUGUCAGUGAAUACAUGGAAGCUUGAAGUGGAAAAUAAACACGGUAUAGAACCUUUAUUCAUUUA